This is a messenger RNA of Dictyostelium discoideum AX4, 1041 nucleotides long. Its product is annotated as translation initiation factor eIF-2B alpha subunit. The coding region runs from base 1 to 1041 and encodes 346 amino acids. The record is from RefSeq and is a predicted model, not a curated record. Gene Ontology annotation, biological process: L-methionine cycle. The transcript has a single exon. Gene Ontology annotation, cellular component: nucleus; cytoplasm. Gene Ontology annotation, molecular function: S-methyl-5-thioribose-1-phosphate isomerase activity; isomerase activity. Lineage: Eukaryota; Evosea; Eumycetozoa; Dictyosteliales; Dictyosteliaceae.
AUGGAAUCAUUUAAUUAUUUAUCAAUUAGAUAUAAUAAAGAUGAAAAGAAAUUACAAAUUUUAGAUCAAAGAAAAUUACCAGAUAUUGAAGAAUGGUUGGUUUGUGAAAAACCAGAAGAUAUGAUUACAUUUAUUAAACAACUUUCAGUUAGAGGUGCACCAUUGAUUGGUGUAGCAGCAUCAAUGAGUUUAUAUAAUCAUAUUUUGUAUAACCCACAAUUAACUAAAGAAGAGAUAGUGAAAGUUUCACAAGAGUUGAGAGAAUCAAGACCAACUGCUGUUAAUUUAAUGUUUGCAAUUGAUGAGAUGAUGCAAUUGAAGGAGGGUAAUGUUGAAAAUCGUGAUUACUCUGCCACCAGAUUCGGCGAGAUUGCAAUGCGUAUCAUUAGAAACGAAGUGGACAUGUGUGACAAGAUGUCGAAAUUCGGGGCAUCCUUGAUCCAACCAGGCGAGUCCAUUCUCACUCACUGCAACACCGGCAGUGUCGCCACAGUGGGCGCAGGCACUGCAUUGGGCGUCAUCAGGGAGGCCCACAAGCAGGGCAAGAACAUCCAUGUCUAUGUCGACGAAACCCGUCCAUUGCUCCAAGGCGGCCGUUUGACUACAUACGAGUUGGAGAGAGAGGGCAUUCCAUACACACUAAUCUGCGACAACAUGGCUGCAUGCUUAAUGCGUGAUGGUAAAAUCCAAAGGGUGUUGGUUGGCGCCGACCGUAUCGCUGCCAAUGGCGACUUUGCCAAUAAAAUCGGUACAUACAGUGUCGCAGUGUUGGCAAAUCACCAUAACAUCCCAUUCCAUUGUGUGGCUCCAAUGUCAACUGUUGAUAUCAAAUGUCUAACUGGUAAAGAUAUCCCAAUUGAAGAACGUUCUCAAACUGAAGUUCAAGGUGCAAGUGGUGCCUUUGGCCAAGUUCGUUGGGCUCCAAAAAAUUCAAAAACUUUUAAUCCAGCAUUCGAUGUUACUCCAAUGACUUUAGUAACUUCAAUCAUUUUAGAUACUGGUAUUUUAACUAAAAAUGAUUUAAAUAAAUUAUCAGAAUAA